AUGGCGGAUACCGCAAAUGAGCAGGCUGUUCUCAACAUUACAGAGACCAAUGCCACCGCCAAUGAAACAGCCAGAAUACCUGCUACCCCUGAAGGGAUGGCGGUAGCAUAUGCUAGUUUAUUUCUGAUGGCAAUUCUACCGAUCUACAUCGGUUGUUUCCGUUCCGUGACGUUUCAUAAGGAGCAAAAAGAGUCCGGAGAGAAACCAGAGACCAUGUCACACAAAGAUGCUGCCAUGUUUCCCAUUAUUGCAAGUUGUGCUUUGUUUGGGAUAUACAUUGUGUUUCAGAUAUUUUCAAAAGAGCACAUAAACCUGCUGUUGACGGCAUACUUCUUCUUUCUGGGUGUGCUGGCGCUGAGUCACAUAGCCAGACCGAUUAUCAGCAGGCUUCUAACAGCUUCUUUCCCAAACAUGGAGUAUCAUUUUAUUUUGACUCAGGGUAAAGAGGAGAAGAAAGAAGACGUAGUGAAUUACGAAUUUGACAGGAAGGACCUAGUCAGCUUGGCAGUUUGUGGACUCAUUGGUGUGUGGUACUUAUGGAAGAAGCAUUGGUUAGCCAACAAUCUCUUUGGUAUAGCAUUUGCUAUCAAUGGUGUCGAGCUGCUGUCCUUGAACAAAGUCAGCACUGGUUGCAUCCUGCUGGGCGGACUCUUCAUCUAUGAUAUAUUCUGGGUGUUUGGCACAAAUGUGAUGGUAACUGUUGCAAAGUCAUUUGAGGCACCGAUAAAAUUGGUAUUUCCACAAGACAUCCUAGAAAAUGGACUGGCUGCCAAAAACUUUGCAAUGUUAGGUCUGGGGGACAUUGUCAUUCCAGGCAUUUUCAUUGCACUGCUGCUACGCUUUGAUCUGAGCUUGCAAAGAAGGAGCACCUUCUAUUUUUAUGCUGGGUUUGUGGCAUACUGUCUUGGUUUGGGAGCAACUAUGUUCAUUUUGCAUUUCUUUAAACAUGCUCAGCCAGCUUUGCUGUACUUAGUACCUUCGUGUCUAGGACUGCCUACCCUGCUAGCUACACUGAAAGGAGAUGUUAAAGCUAUGUUUGAAUAUGAGGACCAUUCUGAGACACCCAGCCCAGCAAAGGAGACAGUGGAGUCAGACAAGACUAAAUGA
Molecule: messenger RNA, 1107 nt
Organism: Candidula unifasciata
Lineage: Eukaryota; Metazoa; Mollusca; Gastropoda; Stylommatophora; Geomitridae
Source: the annotation of a GenBank genome assembly